AGCCUCACUCUGACUUUCACAUCCAUUCACCCUUUUUUCUGCAGCACUGAACUCUCAGAGCAAAAAAAAAAAAAAAAAAAAAGGGAGCUCACUCCAGUCUCAUCGCUUACACCAGGUUUUAUGACAUGCGCGCGAUUUCUGAUUCCUCCGAGUGCGCAGAGGAGCGGCAAAGGACGGACAGCGGUGCGCACUUUUAGUCGCCAUCGCGUUGGACGCAGCGCAGCGACCUCGCACCGCACCAAGUGCGUUUAAAUGCUGAAGUUGGAUCAAGACAGCGAUGAUUCGCGUCUGAUUUUGUUGGGAGGACUAAUACCGCAGGGGUGUGGAAACCAGACGACGAGGAUCGCUCCGUCCCUCUCUCCCCAACAUGUCAUCUCAGGCCAAAGUCAAGAAGGACAAAGAGAUUAUUGCCGAAUAUGAGACGCAAGUGAAAGAAAUCCGUAACCAGCUGGUGGAGCAGUUCCGUUGUCUGGAGCAGCAGUCUGAGUCUCGGCUGCAGCUGCUGCAGGACCUGCAGGAGUUCUUUCGCCGAAAGGCUGAGCUCCAGCUCGAGUACUCCAGAGGCCUGGACAAACUGGCCGAGCGCUACGCCUCCAAGAUCCGCACGUCAAGAGAGCACCAGCACUUCAAAAAGGACCAAAAUCUCCUAUCCACUGUGAACUGCUGGUAUUUGGUCUUGGACCAGACCAGACGGGAGAGCAGAGACCACGCCACGCUAAGCGACAUCUACAACAACAAUGUCAUUGUCCGUCUGGCACACGUGGGCGAGGACGUCAUCAGACUUUUCAAAAAGAGUAAAGACAUCGGGGUGCAGAUGCAUGAGGAGUUAGUGAAAGUCACCAAUGAACUCUACACAGUGAUGAAGACGUAUCAUCUGUACCACAGCGAGAGUCUGACCGCUGAAAACAAGCUGAAGGAGGCGGAGAAACAGGAAGAGAAGCACAUAAGCAAGGCCAAUGACAUUACUUCUGGCUUGCUGCGUUAUGGCCAUGACGACCGUCCGCAGCGGCGAAGCUCUGUCAGGAAGAUGGAGAAACUGAAAGAGAAGAGACAAGCAAAGUAUUCAGAAAACAAGCUGAAAAGCACAAAGGCCCGCAAUGACUACCUUCUCAACUUGGCAGCUACCAAUGCUUUGGUGGCCAAAUACUACAUCCACGAUGUAUCAGAUAUGAUCGAUUGUUGUGACCUAGGUUACCAUGCCAGCCUCGCACGCACCUUGAGAACCUACCUGUCUGCAGAGUACAGUCUGGAGACUUCUCGCCACGAGGGUCUGGACUUGCUGGAAGGAGCAGUAGAUGCCAUGGACAUCAGAGGAGACAAGCUGAAGUUUAUGGACAUGCACAGCCAGAUCUUCUGUCCUCCAGCACAGUUUGACUAUCAACCACACAUGGGGGAUGAGGUGUGUCAGGUUAGCGCACAGCAGCCUGUGCAGACAGAACUUUUGAUGCGCUACCACCAGCUACAGUCUCGUCUGGCUACACUGAAGAUAGAGAAUGAAGAGGUGAGGAAGACUCUGGAUGCCACCACACAGACUCUUCAGGACAUGCUCACAGUGGAGGACUUUGAUGUCUCAGAAGCCUUCCAGCACAGCCAGUCCACAGAGUCAGUUAAAUCGGCUUCAUCUGACUCCUACAUGAGCAAGGCGAACAUCAUUAAGAGACGAGCCAACCAACAAGAGACUGAGGGCUUCUACUUUACUAAAUACAAGGAGUAUCUGAAUGGCAGCAAUCUUAUCAUAAAGCUGCAGGCCAAACAUGACCUUCUGAAGCAGACGCUAGGAGAAGGGGAAAGGGCUGAAUAUGGAACAACAAGGCCCCCGACUCUGCCCCCAAAACCCCAGAGAAUGCAGGAGUCUAGACCUCGCUUGGUUUUUUACUAUAAGCUGUUUAAAGGCAACAUGGAGGCCUUCAUUCAGGACUCAGGACAGCCUAUACCCAUCGUGGUUGAAAGCUGCAUUCGAUACAUCAAUCUGUACGGUCUUCAGCAGCAAGGUAUAUUUCGAGUUCCGGGAUCCCAGGUCGAAGUCAAUGACAUUAAAAAUGCAUUUGAAAGAGGAGAGGACCCACUGGUGAACGAUCAGACUGAUCAUGACAUCAACUCUGUGGCAGGCGUUCUGAAACUUUACUUCAGAGGGUUGGAAAAUCCUCUCUUCCCCAAAGAACGGUUUCUUGACCUCAUAUCCACCACCAAGCUCGACUCUGGUGCAGAACGAGCUCAUCACCUGCAGCAGAUUACUGGGACUCUCCCGCGGCCUGUGAUCAUCGUCAUGCGAUACGUGUUUGCAUUUCUAAAUCAUCUGUCGCAGUACAGUGAUGAGAACAUGAUGGACCCCUACAACCUGGCUAUUUGCUUUGGCCCCACUCUGAUGCCCAUACCAGACGACCAGGACCCUGUGGUCUGCCAGGCGCAUGUUAAUGAGGUCAUCAAAACAGUCAUCAUUCAUCAUGAGCUUAUCUUCCCCAGCCAGCGUGAUUUGGAUGGACCUGUGUAUGAAAAAUGCAUGGCUGGAGGGGAGGAGUACUGUGAGAGUCCUCACAGUGAGCCGGGGGCCCUUGACGAGGUAGACAACGGUACGGGGCCUAACACUAGCGAUGAAGAAGUGGAGACGAUUGAGGCCAUAGCAAAGUUUGACUAUGUGGGCCGAAGUCCUCGAGAGCUUUCCUUUAAGAAGGGUGCGUCUCUAUUACUCUACCUGCGAGCCUCUGAGGACUGGUGGGAGGGCCGACAUAAUGGUGUGGACGGGCUGAUCCCACAUCAGUACAUCGUGGUGCAGGAUAUGGAUGACGCCUUCUCGGACAACGUUCAGAGGACCGACGCUGAGGUCAGCAGUGGGCCGCACCACGACGUUCGACUCUUGUCCAGAAAUGACCAUCAGUCUCCUUGUGAACAGAGUACCGAGCACCGCUUUGGAGGGGCGAUGGGAAGGGUAAGAAUCCGUUCAGACGGAGCUGCACUUCCACGCCAGAGGAAUGGCGCCGACAAUCACAGCCCCAUCAGAGCCCCGGAGCAGCCCCCUAGAGUUAUGCCCCGCCCCUGCAGCCCUCACAAAAUAGUUGUUAGCCGUGGCCCAGCAGAGAGUCCAGAGAAACGACGACUCACCACGUUUAGCAGCCCUGGUUGCAUCAACCAUCCUGACAGGAAGGCCUUUGCUGAUGCCUACUCUCAGCGAUCCUCUCCAAGCACCACCCGGCACGCCAGUUUAGGAGACCACAAAACCUUUGAGGCUGAGGCACUUGCUGAGGACAUAGAGAAAACAAUGAAUACCGCAUUACAUGAAUUGCGUGAGCUGGAGAGACAGAAUGUUGCUAAGCAUGCACCUGACGUUGUUCUGGACACCCUGGAGCCGCUCAAGCUCCCCAGCGGAUCGCAGGAGCCACCUGGAAGUCCUCUGCAUACCAUGGUGAUCAGAGAUCCAGAUGCGGCUCAACGACGGAGCAGCAGCAGCUCCUCCUCUGAGACCAUGACCACUUUUAAGCCGGCUCUGGCAGCACGCAGACCGAGUGCACCUCUACGGCCACCUCCAGCUAGACCGGUCCGACCUGCUCCUGUUAUAGGACAGGGGCAAGGACCACAUCGUUCCAGCAGCUCCAGCUCCUCUGGUCUGGGCAGUCCGAGCAUCAUGUCCACUGAUAGGGUUUUCCCUCAAGCACCGUCCCCCUCGCCUUCCACCUCUUCCUCAUCCUCAGACAAACAAAGUAACAUAUAGCUCCACACAGCCGCAACUGUUUGAAGAACACUGGACCAAUGCAGCCUGACACCUCUUCUUGCCAGCAGGACAAACAUCCACUCGUCAAAUAUGGUACAUGAAUAUUUUAUUGAUCACUAGUCUUUUUUUCCAGUUUAGGAUCAUUACUGCUGGUUUCUGACAGCUUCCUGCCAACACAGUGACUUAUUUUUGGACAAGUCAGUGUACUGUAUUAUGAUACGUUACACAGAAAUAGGAAUGAACCAUGCUGGAUUAAAAAAAAAAGGAUGCACUGGAAAAUACUACUUGCGUAGUAACUUCUGCCAAUUAAGACACAGCUUUGAAAUAUUAUUCAGCUAUGAUGGUGCACUUAAAACAGCUCAUUGCAUUCAGCCUGUGCAGGUGGUCUGCAGUCCGUUAAAAUGUCUUGUCCAACAUUUAUAACAGAAAAUCUCAUAAAUGUC
Messenger RNA from Thalassophryne amazonica, 4149 nucleotides. RefSeq names its product SLIT-ROBO Rho GTPase-activating protein 3-like. Bases 368 to 3706 code for a protein of 1112 amino acids. Gene Ontology annotation, molecular function: protein binding. The transcript is spliced from 22 exons. NCBI's taxonomy places the organism in Eukaryota, Metazoa, Chordata, Actinopteri, Batrachoidiformes, Batrachoididae. The record is from RefSeq and is a predicted model, not a curated record. Gene Ontology annotation, cellular component: cytoplasm. Gene Ontology annotation, biological process: negative regulation of cell migration; signal transduction.